AUGGCACUUUUUGUUGAAUUGGAAGCGGAAGACGACGGCGGCGACGCGCAGAAUCCCAGUAGUCGUUGCUCUGCACCGCCGCCAGCCGAAGCUGUCGAGUCCAUGACGCCGACCCUCCGCAGUGCCGUGACUGAUGCUUUCCAUUGCUAUCCCAUCGUCGCCGGCAUCGUGUCCCACCUCGACCUCACCACUCUGGACUCUCUCGCCCGCACCAGUCGCGCCAUCCAUCGCAGCCUUAUCCAAUCCCGCGCCGCAAUCCUCGCCACCACCCUGCGCUGCUCCAACGAAAAUGUCUCCAUUGACACCAAGGUGACGCUGCAGCACCACGCCAACCACGCCAACCACGCCAACGAUGCUCACACGAGCGCCGGCUCGCGGCACCCGGCCGACGCAAGCAAGGCGAGCCGCUGCGCAAGGGACAUGGUGGGCGAAUGCCGACGCUGUGCGGCCGUCAUCUGCAGGAAUUGUGCAUUCAAGCCUCCAGCCAUGAACCAACUUCGCGAGCGCCACCGUCGUCUCUGCACGCCCUGCGCCAAAGCGCCUCUCAAAACGGUGGCAUGCCCAAGCCUCGACUUGGCUCUUCCCAGAGGCGUCGAGAUGAUGCAGCGCUCGCUCUGCGACUGCGAGUCGGCCGGUGUCUGGCUGUGCCAGCCCUGUGGACGCACUAUUCGCAACGCUGACAGUGACUAUAUCCGCAUCUGGCGCUGGCGCACCCACUACGGCGAAACCCUUGGCUGUCUGGGCACCGGCAUUGGCGAUGCCGAUCGCGGUGUCAUCUGUGGCCGCGAGGAGCGCUGUCUGGCUGCCCGCGAGCGCGAGCAGGAGAUCGACUGCGACGCUGAAGAUGCCCGCAGCAGCCGGGCAUCCUCGUCUUCAUCGUCCUCGUCCGACCACCCGACGACGCCAUCUAGCGGAAACAACCACCACCAUGCAUCCUCUUACUUUCCCGUCGUUGCGUCGUCAUCCUACGAUUCGCAUCCCAUUGAGCAUCUCAAGGACGAAGCCGUUCGGGAGCGUACCCCGUCCCCACUGCUCCUCGGCCCCGGGUACGCGCGGCACGAAAUUGAGGGCAUUGGCGGCAUCGUCAAGCGCAAACUCGUGCGCAUGGUACGUGUCGGCAAGUGCGUACCGGAGUGGGAGGAGGAACGGUCGGCCGGCAGGGUCCUAGGCAGAGAAAUCAGACGCGAGGCACGCAGCUGGUGCGGGUGGUGCUGGCGCGUGGUGCCCGGCCGUGACGACCGGCUGCCCACGACGAUGCCGGUACCGGCUGCGUCGACGCAAAAUCGUCCUCCAGUGGUGUCCGUGGUACGCAACCCGGCUGACAGCGUCCAGCAAUACUCGUACCGGGACCGGAACCGAGACAACUUUGAGAGCAUUACUGCCACAGGUUAA
This is a messenger RNA of Akanthomyces muscarius, 1392 nucleotides long. RefSeq lists its product as uncharacterized. The record is from RefSeq and is a predicted model, not a curated record. The coding region runs from base 1 to 1392 and encodes 463 amino acids. The transcript has 4 exons. NCBI's taxonomy places the organism in Eukaryota, Fungi, Ascomycota, Sordariomycetes, Hypocreales, Cordycipitaceae.